CUCCAGGUGGAACAGCCUCAGAGACUGACCUCACCUGCUGACCACACAGACCCAUCAUCUCCUGGAGAACAUGAAGUCCCUCACUUUGUGCCUGAUCCUCGUCCUCGCCCUGCUCUUCCAACAAGGACUCGGCGCCAGUGUGAGAGGGAGCGAGAUAAUGAAUUCUGGAGACCGUCUCGCCCUGAGCCAGACAGAGGCGUCCGAAGUACAGGGCUCUGCUGUCCGGAGCAGGCGUCACAUUGGUGGACUCUCCUUUUGUAUGUACUGCUGUAAAUGCUGCCGUAAUAAAGGCUGCGGAUACUGCUGCCGGACAUAGAUCGGACGCCCCCCUGGAUUGACCCGGACCCUCAGGCCACAAGACCCGAUGAGAUCCUGGCCUUAGUACAGACAUAGCAGAGCUUAGGUUGUCAUAUCCAGAACUCCUUGCAAUUAAACCAUGGGUUACACAGUCAGCUCUGCUACACCUGUUACCUCAUGCUUUAUACACAGAUAUGCAUAAUAAGGAAUAUCUGAGCCCCCCCACCCCCCCUUGUAUAUAGAUGUAUUUAUGUGUGUAUAUAUUGUACUGCUUCCUAGUGUCUGUAUCCUUAGAUUUUUAUACAGCUAAUAAAGGUGAUGUUUGUUA
This is a messenger RNA of Bufo bufo (common toad), 625 nucleotides long. Its product is annotated as hepcidin-1-like. The record is from RefSeq and is a predicted model, not a curated record. The transcript is spliced from 3 exons. Gene Ontology annotation, biological process: intracellular iron ion homeostasis. Gene Ontology annotation, cellular component: extracellular region. NCBI's taxonomy places the organism in Eukaryota, Metazoa, Chordata, Amphibia, Anura, Bufonidae. Bases 71 to 316 code for a protein of 81 amino acids.